Suillus clintonianus is the source of this 1647-nucleotide messenger RNA. Its product is annotated as protein disulfide isomerase. The transcript has 11 exons. Lineage: Eukaryota; Fungi; Basidiomycota; Agaricomycetes; Boletales; Suillaceae. Gene Ontology annotation, cellular component: endoplasmic reticulum. The coding region runs from base 154 to 1287 and encodes 377 amino acids. The record is from RefSeq and is a predicted model, not a curated record. Gene Ontology annotation, molecular function: protein disulfide isomerase activity. Gene Ontology annotation, biological process: protein folding.
CUACGCGAUAACGAAAAGAUGAUGACCACGUGGUUAUCUAGCACAGUCCUAAGCCGCUGACUAAGGCACAACAUUAUUGAUUCUUUAACUUAAAACUCAACAACUCCACGUCGCCUUUCAGUUACCCCAGUGUUUUUCCAUUGCCCAACUACCAUGAAGCUGUCGCUGUCGCUUCUUUUCGCGGGACUGUUGGCUGGCGUCAGUGCCUCCAACGUUGUCGACCUCAACCCAGACAAUUUUGACAGUGAAAUUGGCAAAGGGAAGCCUGGUUUGGUUGAAUUCUUUGCCCCUUGGUGUGGUCACUGCAAAAACCUCGCUCCUAUAUAUGAGCAACUUGGAGACGCCUUUGCGCACGCAAAGGGCAAAGUUGUUGUCGCCAAAGUCGACGCUGAUGGUGUCGGUAAAUCUUUGGGACAAAAAUACGGUGUCACUGGAUACCCCACUUUGAAGUGGUUUGACGAGAAAGGCAACAUCGAGCCUUAUGAAGGCGGCCGCGACCUUGACGCCCUUGCUUCGUUCAUCACAACGAAGUCUGGUGUGAAAUCGAACAUCAAGCCCCCACCACCCCCUGAAACCUUGAUCCUUGAUGUUCAUUCCUUUGAUGAUGUUGCCUUGGACGAGACAAAAGAUGUUCUUGUCACAUUCACCGCGCCAUGGUGCGGGCAUUGCAAGAGCCUCAAGCCAAUCUAUGAACAAGUUGCGAUUGACUUCAAACCAGAGAGCACCUGUAUUGUCGCCAACAUUGACGCGGAUGCACAACCGAACAAGGAGAUUGCUGGUCGCUACGGAGUGUCAUCUUACCCUACCAUCAAGUUCUUCCCUCGUGGUGGAAAGGAAGUUGAGGCUUAUGAAGGCCCUCGCACCGAACAAGCGUUUGUUGCUUUCCUCAACGAGCGCUGCGGAACUCAGCGCGCUGUUGGUGGUGGUCUCAAUGAUGAGGCUGGCCGCAUUGCGGAACUCGAUACCCUUGCCCAGAAGUUCUUGGGCGCUGCCGGUGACGCUCGUGAUUAUAUUUACAAGGAGGCUUUGACGCUCUCCGAAUCGCUCGGCGAGACGGCAAAACACUACAUCCGUAUUAUGGAGAAAGUUGUAAACGACCGGGAAUCCUAUAUCGAGAAGGAGUCUAAGCGCCUCGCUUCUAUCCUCAGCAAGCGCACGAUAUCACCUGCGAAGCUCGAUGAGAUCAAGAUCAAGGCCAACGUCCUGAGUGCAUUCGUGGCCAAGAAGUUAGAGGAGGCACAGGAGAAGGUUGAGAGUGUCAUUGGCAGAGCCACGGCUGAGCUUUGAUGUCGCACGCUUGAUCACCUGCUACGCGCGUGGUAAUGAAGGACACACAUAUAUAUUGUUAAUCUGCAUGCUAUGUCGGUGCUAUCUAUUAAUCUGAGCUUUAUGCUCACCGGUUCUAAGCUGGAUCUGCCUACCGUGAGCUUCCAUACACGCCUUCGGUGAUUUCCUCCACGCAAUCAGUAGCGAAACGGACCUAUCCCAGCGUUUUUACGGUGGAAAGAACCAAAACUGGAACUCGGUUUCAAUUUUUGAAGGGCACGUUGCACUUCUCAUCGGAAAAAUAGAAGGCCUCAAGGAGCCUCGAGGAUCAACGUUAACCGAUCACCAUGGAAUAUUGCGUGGCACAGUGGACCAUCCGAC